AUGGAACCAGGCAAUGAAACCCAUUUGUCGAAACUAUUUCUCCUGGGAUUCACUAAGGACCCAGCACUGCAGCCUGUCAUCUUUGGGCUCUUCCUCUCCAUGUACCUGGUCACUGUAAGUGGAAACUUGCUCAUCAUCUUCGCCAUCCUCUCUGACCCCCACCUCCACACACCCAUGUACUUCUUCCUUGCCAACCUGUCCUUCUCUGACAUCUGCUUCACUUCCACCACCAUCCCCAAGAUGCUGGUGAACAUCCAAACGCAGAGCAGAGCCAUCAGCUAUACAGGCUGCAUCACACAGAUGUUCUUCUUUCUUCUUUUCAUUGGGUUGGACAACUGCCUCCUGGUUGUCAUGGCCUAUGACCGGUUUGUGGCCAUCUGUCACCCCCUGCACUACACAGCCAUUAUGAACCCUUGGCUCUGUGUGCAGUUGUUUCUGGUGUGCUGGACCAUUAGUCUCCUGCACGCCUUGUUGCACAGCUUAAUGCUUUUACGGCUGUCUUUCUGCACAGACAUAGAAAUUCCACAUUUUUUCUGUGAGCUGGACCAGGUGGUCCAUAGAACCUGUUCUGACACCUUUCUCAAUGACCUGACGAUCUAUGGUGCGUCUGUGCUGAUGGGAUGUGGGUCCCUGGCUGGGAUCCUGUUCUCCUACUCUAAAAUUGUCUCCGCCAUCCGUGCCAUCACCUCAGCUCAGGGCAAGUAUAAAGCUUUUUCCACCUGUGUCUCUCACCUCUCUGUCGUCUCCUUGUUUUAUGGCACAGGACUGGGUGUGUACCUCAGUUCUGCAACUGCACACAACUCACACUCAACAGCCACAGCCUCGGUGAUGUACACCGUAGUCACCCCCAUGCUGAACCCCUUCAUCUACAGUCUCAGGAAUGAAGACAUCAAGAAAGCCCUGAAAGGAACUUUUGGAUGGAAGCCAUCAACGAAUCAGGUGUCUUAG
Messenger RNA from Ochotona princeps (American pika), 948 nucleotides. Its product is annotated as olfactory receptor 7A17-like. NCBI's taxonomy places the organism in Eukaryota, Metazoa, Chordata, Mammalia, Lagomorpha, Ochotonidae. Gene Ontology annotation, cellular component: membrane. The coding region runs from base 1 to 948 and encodes 315 amino acids. Gene Ontology annotation, molecular function: G protein-coupled receptor activity; olfactory receptor activity. Gene Ontology annotation, biological process: G protein-coupled receptor signaling pathway. The record is from RefSeq and is a predicted model, not a curated record. The transcript has a single exon.